This is a messenger RNA of Phasianus colchicus (ring-necked pheasant), 1111 nucleotides long. RefSeq names its product thymocyte nuclear protein 1 (gene THYN1). Lineage: Eukaryota; Metazoa; Chordata; Aves; Galliformes; Phasianidae. Gene Ontology annotation, cellular component: nucleus. The record is from RefSeq and is a predicted model, not a curated record.
CAGACUUCCGACUCCAACAGGGCGGGGGACGGCGCGUUUCCUCCGCCCGCGCUGAAGCUCGGGCAAAGCGGAGCAUCCUUAACCCGAGCGGCGGCCGGAGCUGCUUGCCUGAAUAAGCAGCAGUCAUCUGCCCUCCUUCAUUCAGCAGGUGCUUCUCGGUGAAGAGAAUUCAGAGAGCCCAGAGAUGCCUUGGCCAAGCAGAAAGAGAGAUAAAGGAGCAGCAGCAGAUAAAAAGGAGCCUGAUGCUAAAAUUGCCAAGACUGAGGAGGAGACUGAAGAUAAGGAGGAAGAGGAAAAGUCCACGAAACCUCCAGCUGGGAGCUCCAAGUCAGGAUGGAAGAACUGGAAAAAGGCAAAAGAAUCUGAUUCUGGUGGAGAGGAAAGCAAGAUAACAUAUUGCCAUUGGCUUCUGAAAUCGGAACCAGAGAGCAGGCUUGAGAAGGGAGUGGAUGUGAAAUUCAGCAUUGAAGACUUGAAGGCUCAGCCCAAUCAGACAACCUUCUGGGAAGGAGUAAGAAACUACCAGGCAAGGAACUUCCUGAGAGCCAUGAAACUUGGGCAACAGGCAUUCUUCUAUCACAGUAACUGCAAAGAGCCUGGCAUUGUUGGCAUUGUCAAGAUUGUAAAGGAAGCAUACCCUGAUCACACACAGUUCGAUCAGAAGGAUCCUCAUUAUGAUUCCUCCAGCAGAAAAGAGAACCCCAAAUGGUCCAUGGUGGAUGUCCAGUUUGUGCGGAUGACAAAACGUUUCAUCCCCCUUUCUGAAAUCAAGACUCACCACCUGGCACAUAAAGCAGAUGGAGGGCCCCUAAAGAACAUGAUGCUCUUCUCAAGACAACGUCUUUCCAUCCAACCACUGACACAAGAGGAAUUUGAUUUUGUCUUGAGCCUGGAAGAGGAAAAGCCACAUUAAGAAACUGACAGCAGCACAGCUUGCACCCAGCCCAUUGAUGCCUCCUCCUAAACCAGCAUAAUUCUCAAGUUUACUUACUCAACCACAGCAAGGAGAACAAGCCUGCAAACGAUUUGAAGCUUUAUGUUCCUUACCCCAACACUGUUGUUUGUUGUUGUUUUUUUGUGCUUAUUUUUAAAUAAAGCCUUUUAGAAUCAA